Molecule: messenger RNA, 1247 nt
Organism: Amyelois transitella
Lineage: Eukaryota; Metazoa; Arthropoda; Insecta; Lepidoptera; Pyralidae
Product: MYG1 exonuclease
Exons: 4
Coding region: 117-1217 (366 amino acids)
Cellular component (GO): nucleus; cytoplasm
Source: RefSeq, a predicted model, not a curated record
UGCGAAAAAAAGCAGUGUGUCGCGUCGGCAUUUCGUAUCUUUCUGGAGUUUAUUCCAUGUAUUACAAAAACUAAGGCUAAGCGUUCGGUAAGCUUUAAUUCCACGUACUAUCGGUAAUGUUUGUAAAGAUUUUUACACAUGUAAAAAUAUUGUAUCGUCUACCAGUGAAAACGUGUAAUUUCAGCGUUAGUAGCAGACUUCAAAAUCUCUUUGAUUUGAAUCGAACAAUGAAGAUUGGUACGCAUGAUGGAGUGUUUCACUGUGACGAAGUGCUGGCGUGCUUCAUGCUUAAAAGUCUACCUGCAUACAAGGAAGCUGAGAUUGUACGCACUCGUGAUGCAGAGAAGUUGAAAGACUGCAACAUAGUAGUUGAUGUUGGAGCAACUUUUGACCAUGAGAAAAAGCGAUAUGACCAUCAUCAGCGGGAGUUCACUGACACAUUAAGCACAUUGCGACCUGAGCUUGGUGAUAAGUAUAAGAUCAAAUUAAGUUCAGCAGGUUUAAUAUAUACUUACUAUGGUGAAGAUGUGAUCCAACAAAUCGCACCUAAAGAUGCACCGUUAAGCAAAGAUAACCUACAAAUAAUUUACAAAAAAGUAUAUGAGAAUUUUAUAGAAGAAAUUGACGCCAUAGACAAUGGAGUGCCAAUGACACAGGAGGAGCCAAAAUACAAUAUACGAACACAUCUGAGUCGUAGAGUUGGUCGAUUGAAUCCUGAAUGGAAUUCUAAACAAGUCAUUGACAUCAAUGAGAUAUUUAAGAAAGCUAUGAUUUUGGUCAGCGAGGAGUUCUUAUAUACUGUCAACUAUUUUAUAUCAGUAUGGUUGCCAGCUAGAGAUUACGUGAAGACAGCUCUUGAAGAUCGACACAGAGUGCACAAAUCAGGACAAAUACUUGAGUUUACGGAGCGGUUCCCAUGGAAGGAGCAUCUUUUUGAUUUGGAGAACGAAAUGGGCAUUGGUCAUGAGAUAAAGUAUGUUUUGUUCAAUGACAAACCAAAGUCAUGGAGGAUCCAAGCUGUCCCAUUGGAACCAACCAGUUUUGUUACAAGGAAACCUCUUCACAAAUCCUGGUGGGGUGUUCGUGAUGAGUUGCUUAGUGACGUAUCAGGGAUAGAAGGUUGUAUUUUUUGCCAUAGUACCGGAUUCAUUGGAGGAAAUGUAACGAGGGAGGGUGCCUUAGAAAUGGCAGUGAAAUCAUUGGAAGCUGAAUCAUGAUACUAAUAUAUACCAGUAUUGAUUUUAAAA